CACGAGCUACCAUCAUCAUUACAUAUCUUCCGUAAUCUUCUAACUCUUGACAUUCCAGACUCAACCGUCUCCAUCACACUCACGUGUCCAGAGUCAACCCCCACGAUCAAUUUUCUUACACAUACAUUCUCUCUCUCCUCCAUCUUCACCUUCCCCUUGUUCCUUCUUCCUCCAGACUCCAUGGCAAACAAAAGUAGAUCGUUUGCGGAAAUGGGGAUACUAUCUCUAUCAAACGAAGACUGCCGAUCCACCGCAAGUCUCGGUGACUAUCUUUCAUUUACAAGCAAAACCGCAAUUGUGGCCGAGUACGAGUUCAUCCACCUAAGUCCUUUCCCUCCAGAAGUGAAGAUGUUAAUAAAAAAUCUUGGCUGUGAAAAGUUCUUUGAUCUCCGGAGUCGAGGAAGCACCAGUUACUGCCCCCAUGUGGUGUGGAAGUUCUACCACAAUCUACAGCUUUCUGGUCCCUGUGAUUAUCAUCUCGUGUCGAUCUUCCUGGGACAUAGAGUCAGCUUUCAGCCUCAUCAAUUUGCUGAGUCCUUGAUCCUCCCGCCGGAGGACACCCCAUUGAGACUAGAAGCGAUCUUGGGCGUUUAUGUUAAGGAGGACCAGUGCGCUUAUUUGCCGGUGUACCGUAUAGUCGAAUUGACCAAUACUUUUAUUGAGAAUCGGCAUACGGAGCAUCAAGAGACCCCUGAGGCCUCCUCAAGCAAAUGUCCUCGGCUUACAUGAGAGUCGAUUGAUGCAGGGCGGGGUGGAGCGUUGGAGCAGCAAAGGGGCCAGCAAUGGAUGUCUUCUGUUAACAAGUUUACUAAGUCUUUGUUGGGUUUUUUUUUCAGUCUUUUGUCUUUUCCUUUAUUUUCCAGCACUCAAAACUGUCAGGUACUGAGGGGAGCCAGUACAUCAUCUGACUAGGAAAGUCUCCUAUUAUUUGAAUUGUCCAAACCUGGAUUUUUCUAUGCAUGCAGUAUUUUUUGAAUUUGUCAUGGCUAAGUUCCCUAAGACAGGUGACGAGAUGCAAUAAUGGCAUCUCCAAUGA
Messenger RNA from Linum trigynum, 1036 nucleotides. Lineage: Eukaryota; Viridiplantae; Streptophyta; Magnoliopsida; Malpighiales; Linaceae. The record is from the annotation of a GenBank genome assembly.